Messenger RNA from Dermacentor andersoni, 1123 nucleotides. RefSeq lists its product as uncharacterized. The record is from RefSeq and is a predicted model, not a curated record. Lineage: Eukaryota; Metazoa; Arthropoda; Arachnida; Ixodida; Ixodidae.
AACAGACGCACCUUUGGUUGAUAGGCUAAUCGCGGCGCAGACAGGAUAGAAAAAAGAAACCGCAGCGCCAUGCUCUUCACUAGACGCUAUAAAAGCUAUAAGCACUCUCCAAGCUAAGAGAGAAAGAGAAAAAAAAGAAAGAAGACCCUGCCAUCGCCAAUCUUGAGCACCUCCCUGCUCGUUCAUUCUCGCAGCGACGUCCGAGUAGAGAAGUCUUGCGUACCGUCGUCUCCAACACCGGGCCUCCGCGAUGGCUUUCAUGAUGCCCGUGGUUCGAAAUGAUUAUGACAUCUACAACCGGAGUCGACGCACCUCGCCCGAGCACAGCAACUCCGGCAGCCUCAUGGGGAGCACAAGUCUGUCCACAUCGCCAAAUGUCCGCGGAAGCAGCGAGGACGUCUGCAAGAUGUUCCGCACUCACGAGCAUCUGGACGCCCUCGGUCCGCACCGGCCAAGGUCCGGAUCGCUGACGUCCCUCAAGAAGUUCCACCAUCUGCUAGUGGAUACCCUGAAGCGCGCCGCGCAUCACAGCAACCACGUCAACGUGGAGACGGGGACGUCGCAUUCCGCUUCUGGAUGUGCCACAAGCGGACAGACCAAAGAACAAGCUGACUGCGGUGAAGAACAACAGCACGUGAAAGAAGAACAGCAAAGCAAGUGACGUGUUAGCAGGCUGCAUUGUCUCGUUGUCGUUUCGCAGUCCGCCUUCCCAAAGACGGCGGCGGCCAUGGACAACAACCACUCACUUGGUGACGUGCUCUUUUGGGUGCCCGAAGAAUAGGAUGCUUCCUCACGACCAUGACGUCGACCGGCAAAGAGAAUGAUGACCAUGAAGUCCAGAGGCACCACGGCAUAGUACAGGAGACACUGCAAAAGUAUUAUGAAGAACCCUUUCCAAAGUCUUCGAGCUAUCGCAGAUUCUUCGGACUUUUGCACGUCUCUAUGUGCCAUGCAGAAGGUUUCUAGCGUGCGACUACUUCUGAAACUGUUGAGGAACGCCUGCGCCUGAACUUAUGAAGACGCUGCUGUUCGUUGAGCCGAGAGGAAUGAGCGCUAAGAGGAUUUAUGUUUGCCUUUCGCGAUCACGAUCUGAAUAAACCUCGCUUGACAUCAGUGGACAAGA